AUGAGUUUAGUAAGAGAAGACUUGGAUGCAUUGUCUAAAAGCACUACGCUACGUAGUCAUUCUGCUCAAGGUCUGAGCGACAACUUAAGUCCUUCCGCAAAUAUCCCGUUGCCACCUCGUUUAUGGAUUACAGAUAUAGAAGACGAGUCUUCCGAUGACAUGAGCAGCGUAAGAGAUGACGAGUCCUUUCCAGUCGAGAGGUCUAGAGUUAGAUCUCGUUAUAGACAUCACAAACGUGCAGCAUCUAAUAGUAUACCCAUAGGCAUUUUUUGGGAUAUUGAAAACUGCCAGGUGCCUCGUGGUUGUUCAGCAAUAGAUGUGGUAGCUGCAAUUCGAGCCAAAUUCCUAGUUGGAAGACGAGAAGCAGAUUUUGUGGUUGUGUGUGAUGUGAGGAAAGAAAUGCCAAAUAGACUUCAAGAACUUAAUGAUUCUCAAGUCAGCCUAAUUCAUGUAUGUGGAACUCAAAAGAAUGCAGCUGAUGAAAAAUUAAGGCAAUGUAUGAGAAGAUUUGGAGAGUUGCAUCCAGCUCCUGCUUCAUUAUUGUUAAUAUCUGGGGAUAUUAACUUUGCAGCCGAUCUCAGUGACUUUAGACAUAGGAAAAAUAUGGAAGUGAUAUUGGUGCAUAAACAGAACACCUCAACAGCGUUAAUUACGUGUGCCUCCUCGCACUUUUGUUAUAACGAACUGACUGCACACCUUCCAAGGAACCCUAAGAUAAGUCAAACCGAAGAAGAUGAGCCAACAUGUGAGAUGGAAGUGGUCAAUUUGCCAGUCGACCAACCACCAGAGAGAGUGUCAAGACGCCUCCGAAGGCUGGCUGAUAAUUGUGGAGGAAAAGUUUUAAGAGUUACAGCAUCUACAGCAAUGAUGAAAUUUCCUACACCAGACCAUGCUUCUAGAGCACUGAAGCGUAUGGACGGCGAAGACGUAUUCGGCCGUAAGAUCGGUACGAGGUACGUUCGCACUACGUUCCAGCCGACGUACUCUAGCGAUGAGGGAUACAGCACUGCUCCUCCGAAUCCACCACCAGUAUCCAUGCCGCCACCUCCACCACAAUUCGCUAUGUCUUCACAGGUAUCACAAAUAUCACUGGAUAGGGAACGCACUGCCGCAAACGAAUGGGCACUAGCGUUACAGCAGCUUCCUGCGCCGGCGCCGGCGCCCAUGGAAUUCUGCCCACCCCCCGCACCGAAACCCAGAAAGAUUAGAGGCAGGCAUGGCUCAGCCAGUCUGGACCAAUCGGGUUGCUCGUCGAGCAACUGCAGCGGUGACGACAGCCGUAGAGACCUCAGUCUUAGCCGAGCCGUGUCACCCUGGAAUUCCUCAGGCAGCUUCAGCGAGCAGAGUGAGACUGAGGAGAACAUCGCAGAGCUCACCGUGGCCAACUUGCCUUCCUAUGAUACGAAACUCUUGCAGGAGAUGCUCAUCAAGCUGUUCAACCAUUACGUUCCCGUAAUGCGCGUGUCCGUGUGGUCCGGCGGCGAAGGCCCGAUCGCGACCGUCGUCCUGCGCUCGGAGGGCGACGCCCGUCUCGCCAUCGCGCGGGUGCACAAGCGCCGCCUCGACAACCAGUGGGCGGGUCGCAGGCUCGACCUCUCACUGGGCAGGCCCUCGCCGGCUCCCAAUCUAGACGUGCUUCGCGCCCGUCUCCGCGCCAUACUCCUCGAACAGAAGUCUCACGCAAUGCCGCUGGUGCGAUUACGCGACGCGUACGCGAGCAGGCACUGCUGUGCUCUCACCACCGCUGAUAUAGCGAAGGUUCGAGACACUGUGGUGAUACACGACGGCUUCGGCCGCAUGGUCCAGCUGGUCGACUUCUCCCCGGUGACUAGCGUUGAAAUGGAGGAGGCUCCGUGGAAGUGUCACAUCCACGCCCUUCUCAACACGGGACAAGAGGAUGGCAGCAGGAUCCUCUUGCCGGUGUUCAUGGAGAUAUCCGUGCUCACUAAGAACAUUUGUAUGCUGCUCGACAGUCACAAUGGUGUUCUGCCGCUGUUAAGUUUUGUUGAGUGUUAUGAGGCGAUGUUUCCGCCGUUGAUGGCUGAUUCGCGCCACGGCGUGACCCUGGAACUUCUAUUGCGUAGUAUCUCCUCGGUCGUUGUCAGGGAUAGCCCUUCGCGCCAUCUCACUUGGGCUGACCCUGGUACCCUGCCACUGCCAUUUGACCAAGUCAAUCCCCGCACCCGCGGGCGUACGGCGCCAUCACUAGAGCCAAUGUUGGCGUUACUCGAGAAGGAACUCAUCGAUCUAUUAAAAGUGCAGCCUAAAUGCUGUAUACAAUUCAGCAAGUUGAUACCAACAUUUCACCAUCACUUUGGGCGUCAAUGUCGAGUGGCUGAUUACGGUUUCACCAAGCUCCCCGACCUUCUAGCCGCGUUGAGCAAAUCUAUAGUGGUUCUCGGCUCGGGGUCAUAUCGAGUCAUCACGAUUUCCGCUGCCGCUCAACGCCGUCGGUGGACAUCCGAUCUUUUGAAAAUACUGAAUGCGCAACCCGGUCAUGUGAUAUAUGCCCACCGUCUACCCCAGAUUUACCAAGCCACCAUGACGAGACCCUUCUCACCGGUUGACUACGGUGUUUGUACUGUUGAAGACUUACUGGAGAGAACGAUCCCUGGUUCUGUCGUGUUCGGCGCAGACGGUGCCAUUUCUCUCCCGACCCAGUCACCGAGGCAAGAAGAUUACUCGCGCAUCCUCCAAUUCGCUACUCAAGCAGUGGACCUACUGUGCUACACUCCAAACUUCCAAAUGGAGUUCUCUCGCUUCGUCCCAUCCUUUCAUACGCACUAUGGGACCCAAUUGCGCGUCUCUCACUACGGCUGUGCCAAACUAAUUGAUCUCUUCGACCAGUUGCCUGACUUGAUGACAGUGCAAACUGACCCUUCUGGCGAACGUAUUCUCAAACUAGUUCCGAAAAUGGCGAGCACCUUGAUGGGGCGACGCUUGAAGACCCUUACCCCGGUACCGCUUGCAGCUCUACCAGCGCGUUACGCUUCGCAAUACGGAGCGCCGCCCCAACCGGACAUGAUGGAAGUGACGACGCUUGAAGAGCUGGUUCUAGCAGCGGGCGCUCGUAUAGAAUGGGGAAUCGUGUAUUCUGCAACGGAUACCGCUAACUGGGUCAAUAUGGCGCUCACUGCUUGCUCGGUGUUAUCGGCUGAUCGUAGCGUAUCCCGCGGUUCUACGGAGGAAUAUUUCGUGGCCGCCUUCACGCAACUGCGAGGCUUGGAGCCAGAAGUGAAGAAACUGGAGUCGUCUGGUGUGAUCGAAGUGUCGGACCGCUUUGUUCGUUUGUCGGCACUUUGGCGUACCGUCUGGCGCGUUGUGAUCAUUCUCACUGAACGCCGGCUUCCAAUACCAGCUAUGGAGGUCUUCCUGGAGUAUACAAAACGAUAUGGACCGUCUUUUCCGAAUGCUGAGUUGGGUUUAGAAGCCGUGGUGGAGUUCCUUCAAGAGCAUGACGCUAUUUUCAAGACAGUGCCAUCUGUGGAGGGAGCGAUGUGGCAACUAUGUGAGGGUGUCUGCCCACCUCCACUAAGAGAAGUUGCGAAGCGACACUUUGCAUCGGAGGAUUACUCUAUGUACGAUACCCCACCCGGUCAAAAGGGUUCCCGCGUCUUCGAUUCUCCACUAAGAAAUAUUUGGUCUUCGCCCCCCGCUUGCGCUCUACCCUUACCCACUGCUCUGUUGAACGAGGAGAAACGUCGCACGCGCCUAGCUGCGCAGUUCGACGCAGUCUGA
Molecule: messenger RNA, 3738 nt
Organism: Leptosia nina
Lineage: Eukaryota; Metazoa; Arthropoda; Insecta; Lepidoptera; Pieridae
Source: the annotation of a GenBank genome assembly